Pectinophora gossypiella (pink bollworm) is the source of this 675-nucleotide messenger RNA. RefSeq names its product cytochrome b-c1 complex subunit Rieske, mitochondrial-like. The transcript has a single exon. The record is from RefSeq and is a predicted model, not a curated record. Gene Ontology annotation, molecular function: 2 iron, 2 sulfur cluster binding; quinol-cytochrome-c reductase activity. Gene Ontology annotation, cellular component: membrane. Lineage: Eukaryota; Metazoa; Arthropoda; Insecta; Lepidoptera; Gelechiidae. Gene Ontology annotation, biological process: mitochondrial electron transport, ubiquinol to cytochrome c. Bases 40 to 675 code for a protein of 211 amino acids.
AAAUUAUGCAAAGGGAAUCUGCUAGUGGUCUCCAGGCCGAUGUUAUGGAACCAAGUGCGCUAUAAGGAUACGUUUCCACGCUUUCACAGAGAUCUAGAUUUUCCAAAUUUUGACGCGUAUAGAAAAGAUGAGUUUAUCGACGUAACAAAAACAAGCUGGGGACAAGGAGACAAGAAGGGUGGGAUUUCGUACUUUAUUUCGUUUAUUGGUUUAAUCGGUACAAUGUACGGGGCCAAGUCUCACAUAACCCACUAUAUGACGUAUAUGUCAGCAGCAGCAGACGUACGCGCGAUGGCGUCCAUAGAAGUGGAUAUAUCGAAAGUGGCACCAGGGGGAUUUAUGUCACUCAAAUGGAGAGGGAAGCCGCUGUUUAUUAAGAACAGGACACAGGUGGAUAUUGAUAAUGAGUCCAAGACGCCGAUGUCGGCCCUGAAAGAUCCCCAGACUGAAGAACAGAGGACGAUUAAACCUGAAUGGUUGAUCGUCAUAGGUAUUUGCACUCACUUAGGUUGUGUGCCGAUACCCAACUCGGGGGACUGGCCUGGCGGGUUCUACUGCCCGUGCCAUGGCAGCCAUUAUGACAACAUAGGUAGAGCCCGGAAGGGACCAGCGCCGACGAAUUUAGAGGUUCCACCUUACAAAUUUCUUACAGAUACUACUGUGCUUGUAGGUUAA